ACUGGUGGCGCGAAGGCUAGGCUGGGCUGCGGGGGGGGGGUGGGGAUCGAUGCAGCUCCGGCGGCGCUGGGAAAGUGCCGGCCAGCUCGCUCGCUUUCUCCUCUCCUGACCUUCCGGGGGCGGUGAUCGGUUGGCAAGGGCAAGGCAAGGAGGGCUGGCUUGCUUGCCUGCCGGCGGUGGCGAGGAAGAGGAGGAGGAAGAGACGAGCAAGUGAGCCCCCGCGAAGGCGGCGAGCAGAAGCCCCAACAACUCGCCCGCCAGCCGCCGCCGCCGCCGCCGCGCCUUCGCCCUCUCUCCCCGCCAGGCGGCAUGAGCACCUGCGACGCCAAGGAGUACCUGGCCAAAAGGGAGAUCCCGCAGCUUUUCGAGAGUUUACUGAAUGGAUUGAUGUGCUACAAACCUGAUGAUCCAGUUGAAUAUCUGGAAGGCUGUUUACAAAAAGUGAAGGAACUGGGAGGAGCAGAAAAAGUAAAAUGGGAUACAUUUGUGAGUCCGGAAAAAAGGACACUACCUCCACUUAAUGGCAGCCAAUCACGAAGAGCAUUUUUCAGGAAUGUAAUGCCAGACAAUCCCAACUUUCCCUAUCGGCGAUAUGAACGACUCCCUCCGAUCCAGCAGUUCUCCAUAGAAAGUGACACAGAUCUCUCAGAAACAGCUGAACUUAUUGAGGAAUAUGAUGUAUUUGAUCCUGCAAGACCAAGACCUAAAAUCAUCCUUGUCAUAGGUGGUCCAGGAAGUGGAAAGGGAACUCAGAGCUUGAAAAUAGCUGACCGCUAUGGAUUUGAGUACAUCUCUGUUGGCGAACUGUUAAGAAAGAAAAUCCACAACACAAGCAGUAAUCGAAAGUGGAGCUUGAUUGCAAAGAUAAUUACUACUGGAGAAUUAGCUCCUCAGGAAACAACCAUUACUGAGAUAAAGCAAAGAUUAAUGCAGAUUCCUGAUGAAGAAGGCAUUGUUAUUGAUGGAUUUCCACGAGAUGUUGCCCAGGCUCUUUCCUUUGAGGACCAAAUCUGCACUCCAGAUUUGGUGGUGUUUUUGUCCUGCUCAAACCAGCGGCUGAAAGAACGGCUAAUGAAGCGGGCUGAGCAGCAAGGAAGGCCAGAUGAUAAUCUCAAAGCUACCCAAAGACGGCUUACAAAUUUUAAGCAGAAUGCUGUUCCUCUGGUCAAAUAUUUCCAGGAAAAAGGGCUGAUCAUGACUUUUGAUGCGGACAGAGAUGAGGAAGAAGUAUUCAAAGACAUAUCCACAGCAGUUGACAGCAAGCUCUUUCCUCCUCAAGAACCUGUGGCAGGACCAUGUGAACUUGACCUUAAUCUCAUAGGGGACCCUGAAGAUGUUGCUGAUAAUCCAUUUGACUUUGAAGACCAGGCAUAUGACCAGUCAUGUCUUUGUGGACCUGUGAAUGCAGAAGAUUUUUCAGAGGACCUCAAGAAAUCACACAUAUUUUUCAUAGUUGGUGGCCCAGGGUCUGGGAAAGGAACCCUGUGUGAGAAAUUAGCACAGAAAUAUGGAUUCCAACACCUGUCUGCUGAAGAGCUCAUGCGACGUGAGAUGCCAUCAUUAAUGGAAAGGAGCAAGACCAUUCGAGAUACCAUCGAGAGUGGCGAGCUUGUACCAGAGGAUGUUGUUGUGGAGCUCCUGAAAGAAGCUAUGUUUGCCAGUGCAGGAGAUACCAAGGGGUUCCUGAUGGAUGGCUUCCCUCAGGAGUUGAAGCAAGGAGAAGAAUUUGAGAGCCAGAUUGGGGAGCCCUCCCUGGUGCUCUGUCUGGACUGCUCUUCUGCAACGAUGAGCAGUCGCCUUCUGGAAGGAAGUCAAAGCAGCCAGGGUCUUGACAACAGUGCUGAAGCCAUCACGAAGCGCAUUGAAGAUUACUACCAAGCUAAUGAGCCGGUGGUCGCAUAUUACAAAAACAGAAUUCCUCUAUUUAAGGUAAAUGCAGAAGGAACUCCAGAAGAAGUUUUCCUUGAAACAUGUGCUGUUAUUGAUGUUUUUCUGAAAAAGGAAGGCACAGGAUCUCCUCUUUUAGCACACACAGUAUAACUGCCGUGCUUGCUCACUCUCACAUGUACACUCAGCGGGCCUCAAAAUGCUGUUCGGAGCAAUAGCUGCUGUCUUGAAAGAAUAGUGCAUGUUAUAAACAUUGAAAAAAAUUCUACAACCUGUAUGGUACAGUAUGACACACUUGUACUAUAUGUAGUCUAUCAAAACGUUUGCACUUUGCAGGUUAAAAAA
Pogona vitticeps (central bearded dragon) is the source of this 2232-nucleotide messenger RNA. RefSeq names its product adenylate kinase 5 (gene AK5). Gene Ontology annotation, biological process: nucleobase-containing compound metabolic process. Gene Ontology annotation, molecular function: ATP binding; nucleobase-containing compound kinase activity. The record is from RefSeq and is a predicted model, not a curated record. Lineage: Eukaryota; Metazoa; Chordata; Lepidosauria; Squamata; Agamidae.